AUGGCGCCGAGGCUCUACGCUCGCGCGCUUCGGUUCGCCGCGCCGUCUCUCCGACGGCUCGCGGGCCUCGACCGGCCCUGGCACUUCGUGUACCGCCACGUCGUCGUCCACAGGGCCGUGCGCGAGCGCGCGCUCCGUGUCCUCCGCUUCGCCUUCCAAAAAAGGCGCUGCAUUCGGCUCGCGCUCGCGGAGCUCGGCCUCGCCGUCGACGCGACGCGCGAGAUCGCCGAGCUCGCCGAGAUCGGCGGCCAGACCCGGGAGAUCUUCCGGGGCCCGUCGGCGCGAACGCGGAAGAUCGAGGGGAUCGACGUCGCCCCUCGUAAACUCGAGUUUUAG
Molecule: messenger RNA, 336 nt
Organism: Aureococcus anophagefferens
Lineage: Eukaryota; Pelagophyceae; Pelagomonadales; Pelagomonadaceae
Exons: 1
Coding region: 1-336 (111 amino acids)
Source: RefSeq, a predicted model, not a curated record